Messenger RNA from Sarcophilus harrisii (Tasmanian devil), 3320 nucleotides. RefSeq names its product protein phosphatase 2 regulatory subunit Bdelta (gene PPP2R2D). The coding region runs from base 2246 to 3112 and encodes 288 amino acids. Gene Ontology annotation, molecular function: protein binding; protein phosphatase regulator activity. Gene Ontology annotation, biological process: peptidyl-serine dephosphorylation. Lineage: Eukaryota; Metazoa; Chordata; Mammalia; Dasyuromorphia; Dasyuridae. Gene Ontology annotation, cellular component: cytosol; protein phosphatase type 2A complex. The transcript has 8 exons. The record is from RefSeq and is a predicted model, not a curated record.
CCGCCGGGCGCGCUCCCACGGGCCCACCCCCACCUCUCGGCCAGGCACCCUCUCUGCGCCUUUGAAACCUGGGGGGCAACGGCUUAUAGGUGAGCGCUCAUGGCACCAGAUCUAACUUGGAGUCUCCGGUCUAUGGCAGAUCGUCCGGCAUUGAUGGCCGGCCCCGACCUUGGCCGUUGAAGUUGGAGGAUUUUCUUUAUGGUUUCACAGGGAACGCUCGGCUGCUCUGUUGGGUGGGGGGGCGGCCGCGAGGUCUCGCCCGGGCCCACACCCAUGUACAUCCUACGCUUUUUGGCUUCGGAUACUGUUCCUUUUAGGGAUUCCGCUGUGGUGCCCCUAGGAGGAGCUGAUCACUUGUGCAAACCCACCCCCUCCAAAUUCUGGUUAUUUUUUGUUAAUUAUUCCAAUCUUUUCUCUCAAAAGAAUGUAGUCAGUGGCCUGGCAUGGCCUGGUAGCCCAGGCAGCCGGAGUCCCCCCGGCUUGGCUUUCUCGAUGGCCCCAGCUCUGCCCAAAAGCCUCCUCCCCGCUUGUCCUGGGCUCCGUGUUCAGUGAGAGAAAACGAAAUCUUCAUCGUUGCUUUGGCGACCACAUCACUUGAACCAAUUUGGCUGAAAAGUCGAGAUAUUUCAGUGUCUACCACAGUGAGCUUUGGUUUUUAUCCGGCUCGGGUUUCUGAGCACCUGCCAAUAGAAAUGUUUAAAACGGUCUCAUUUGACAAAGAUGGGUCUCUUCCCUGUGCUGGGAUAAAGGGCCCUGGGGUUAGCCGGUUUUUUUCCUUUUUAAUAUUUUGACCACUUCCCAUUGCCUUCUGUAGAAUUUUUCUUUUUUCUUUUUUAAAUUAAGCAAAAACAUCUGAUAAAAGCUAUUGCAGUUCGCCAGCUGUCUCCCAUUCCGUGCUUUGGUGUUGUCAUUCAGUGACAGAACCAGGCCGCAGUUCUCACCACCCAUAAAAUCGAGAAAUGAGAAAACCGAGUUUCCGGGGCUUCCAGUCCCGGGCUCCUUACAGAGGUGGCCCCUGCAGUAAGUGACCCUUACACCUUAGGCACCCGAGCUGGCGGGGACCUCAGAGCUCAUCUCUGCUUCACCCCCUCACCUUUAUACAGGUCAGGAAACCGAGACCCACACCGCUAGGUGCUAACGGGCCGUACACAUGUUGCCCUUCAAAAAGCAAAGUAUGGACAGUGUCGGGAGCAAAGUACCUGUCUGUGCCCACAAGUAAAGUUCCACGGGACAAGCUUCCUGUGAUCUAGUGGCUGCUUUGUCUCAGUAGAAUUUCCUUGGAAAAUAGAUAUGAGGAGAGAAUCUGGAGGAUGGGGUGGCUGCUGGCCUCUCUGCAGGUCAUCAGCAGAAAAGCAUGCUGGGUGGGGGGCUUUAUCCCAGUAACCAUUAGAGACAGAACUUCAGCCCCUCCCUCUGCCUCCCAGACAUGGGCACCUGCCUGGGUCUCAGGCAUUUUAAAGAGCACUUUGUACCCUAGAAGGGCCUAGAUGAAAAGCAUCAAGUGAACCAGGAGUGGGAGGAUGAGGAGGGACGAGGGGACAGAUGACCCCUCAGUUGGGUCACAGCAGAAGGAGGGUAGACAGUGUUGCCCCGAGAUGGGCGAGGGCACUUGGGAUGUGCCGGACACCGGGUGUAAAAGAGGGGAGGAUGCAGCCAGGUCAAGAGGACCGGGGACCCCCUGGAAACUCUGGGGCCAUCGGCCAUGACCCAGGGAUUCAGAGAAAGAUGCUCAUGGCCCAGUGGAGAGGCAGCCAGAAAGGCCCCAUGGAUGACCUUGCUGGAUUGAGCUGGAAGCAGGGACCGCACCCCAGAGCCUUUGGCAGACAGAGAAACCUGGAGACAGCUUUUUACUCCUUCGGGCAGACAGACCAGGAAUGGAAGCCCCAUUUUACAGACAAAGAAAAGGAGUAUCGGCACUUGAACCUGGGUUUUCGGGUCUCUAGAAAAGAAUAAAAGCCGUCUUCAUUCUAGGGGCGAAUAUAAUGUUUACAGUACCUUUCAAAGUCACGAACCUGAAUUUGACUAUCUGAAAAGUCUAGAAAUUGAGGAAAAAAUUAAUAAGAUUAGGUGGUUGCCGCAACAGAACGCUGCUCACUUCCUGCUGUCUACUAACGAUAAAACUAUUAAAUUAUGGAAAAUAAGUGAACGGGAUAAGAGAGCAGAAGGUUAUAACCUGAAGGAUGAAGACGGGAGACUCCGAGAUCCAUUCAGAAUCACAGCACUACGGGUUCCCAUCUUGAAGCCCAUGGACCUCAUGGUGGAAGCAAGCCCUCGAAGGAUAUUUGCCAAUGCGCACACCUAUCACAUCAACUCCAUUUCUGUCAACAGCGACCAUGAGACGUACCUCUCUGCCGACGACCUGAGGAUCAAUCUGUGGCACUUGGAGAUCACCGAUCGAAGCUUCAACAUUGUCGACAUUAAACCCGUGAACAUGGAGGAGCUGACCGAGGUGAUCACGGCUGCAGAGUUCCACCCGCAUCAGUGUAACGUGUUUGUUUACAGCAGCAGCAAAGGCACCAUCAGGCUCUGCGACAUGCGCUCCUCGGCCUUGUGCGAUCGGCACUCCAAAUUUUUUGAAGAACCUGAAGAUCCCAGCAGUAGGUCAUUCUUUUCAGAAAUCAUUUCUUCAAUAUCUGAUGUUAAAUUUAGUCACAGUGGUCGAUACAUGAUGACGAGAGACUACCUUUCAGUUAAAGUAUGGGAUCUCAACAUGGAAACGAGGCCUGUGGAGACGUAUCAGGUUCACGAAUAUCUGCGAAGUAAGCUUUGUUCUCUCUAUGAAAAUGACUGCAUCUUUGACAAGUUUGAGUGUUGCUGGAGUGGCUCCGACAGCGCUCUCAUGACCGGUUCCUAUAACAACUUCUUCAGAAUGUUCGACAGAAGCAUGCGGAGGGAUGUCACUUUGGAAGCAUCUAGAGAAAGCAGCAAACCCCGAGCCAUCUUAAAGCCCCGGAAAGUGUGUACCGGGGGCAAGAGGAAGAAGGACGAGAUCAGCGUGGACAGCCUGGACUUUAACAAGAAAAUCCUCCACACGGCAUGGCACCCGCUGGACAACAUCAUCGCCGUCGCAGCCACCAACAACUUGUACAUAUUCCAGGACAAAGCCAACUAGAGACUCGGCCCGGCCGGGGACGUCGUCCUCCUCCUGCUUCGGGAAGCCCGCGAGCUUUUCUGUUCAAAGAAAAGACCCCAUCGUCCUCUCCGUGAAGAACACUGGCGCAUUCACGUCCCCUGAUUGGCAAAGGCAAAAAGCUGGCCGGGUUCGGCUUCUGGCGGUCACACUGCCUUCCCCGAGGUGGGAAACACCCACCAGAAGCAAG